AUGGACCACUCCCUAGUAAGCUGCAAAGUGAGACUGACAGCCAAGAAAAUACACCACUCCAAAACCAAGGGCCUCCCUUGCAUCAACACCUGUCACUCCAAUGACCCUGAGACCUCUCGCCGCUUCCAAACCAUCUUUAGCGCGAAGGUCAACACAUCCUCCUUAAGUGCCACUGACAUCGACAGUAGAUGGCACCACCUCCAUGAUGCCAUAUACACCUCAGCCCUUACUGCAUUCAGGAAGAAGUAUCGUCAAAAUGCGAACUGGUACACAGCUCACUGGGAUGAGAUGCAACCAGUUUCUAAAGCCAAGAGACAAGCACUCCUGACCUACAAGCAAAACCCUUGCAUCAGUACCCGCGAUGCCAUCAGAGCUGCUCACAGCAAGGCCCAACAGACUGCACGCCACUGCGCCAACAACUACUGGCGGAACCUAUACAGUAUGAUCGAGAUGGCUGCCAACAGUGGAAAUGCAAGAGGCUUGUACGCUGGCAUCAAAACCACCCCCAGUCCCACUCCCAUCAAGACGACUCCACUGAAGUCCAAGGCACUAGAGAUUACAGACCAGGGCAAGCAGCUGAAGCACUGGGUGGAGCACUAG
Molecule: messenger RNA, 600 nt
Organism: Acanthosepion pharaonis
Lineage: Eukaryota; Metazoa; Mollusca; Cephalopoda; Sepiida; Sepiidae
Source: the annotation of a GenBank genome assembly